Messenger RNA from Closterium sp. NIES-65, 1155 nucleotides. The record is from the annotation of a GenBank genome assembly. Lineage: Eukaryota; Viridiplantae; Streptophyta; Zygnematophyceae; Desmidiales; Closteriaceae.
AUGCUAGAGCUUCUAGUCCUGGAGGUGCUGCUAGUGUUGGAGGUGCUACUGGUGCUGGAGGUGCUAGAGGUACUACUGGAGGUACUGGAGCUGCUAGUGCUGGAGGUGCUGCAGGUGCUAGACGUGCCGGAGCUGCUAUCGCUGGAGGUGCUGCUGGUGCUGGAGAUACUAGAGGUACUACUGGAGGUGCUGCAUGUGCUGGAGGUGCUGGAGCUGCUAGUGCUGGAGGUGCUGGUGCUAGAAGUGCUGGAGCUGGAGGCACUAGAGCUGCUGGAGCUGCUGACGUCCCUGACUGAGCGUCGUGAGCCCGAGACUUGUGCUUCCACUCCUGUUCGUGCUCGUCGGGUCACUCGUCCUCGUCCUCCACCUGUCCCAGGCACACACGUUAUGACACUUCGACCUUCCUUUGUUCCACAGAGUGUUCCCCAGCUGUCUCCUCUGGCGUCCUCUCUUCCUCUUGUUCCUGACACUGCGUCAGACCUUGCUCGUGCUGCCAGUCCUACUGACAUUCGUCUCCUUGCUACAGUCAUCACUAACCCUGCGUUUAAGUCUACUGCUGCGUUUGCCCUAGUCACUGAGCUUGUCGACUUUGCUGCUCGCAGUCGUCUCGACUACGUCGCGAGUCUUGUUACUGAGUCUGAGUCUGUCUGUCCUCCGUCCAUUGGGGGUGAGCCUACCCUUGGCAGUGACGUCCUUAAGGACAGGCAGUUUGAGCUUGAGUGUCUUGCGGCUGUUUUACCUCGUUUUGCAUACGUGCUGCUUUGCCCUGAGGGAGACCCAAAUGCACUUGACAUCCCUACCCCGCGCACUUACGCUGAGGCGAUCGUGGGUGAGUACUCCUCUCAGUGGCAGACAGCCAUGGAUGCAGAGAUGGGUUCCUGGAAGUCCACAGGCACCUACCUCAACGAGGUUCCUCCUACUGGGGCGGACAUCGUCGAUGGCAUGUGGAUUUUCAGAGUGAAGCGGCCGUCGGGUUCUCUGCCUGUCUUCAAGGCGCGUAAUGUUGCUCGAGGCUUCAGACAGCCACAGGGGGUCGACUACUUCCAGACCUUCUUACCCACCCUGAAGAUGACUACUCUUCAAAUGUUGCUGCAUGUUACAGCACAGCGUGACUACGAGCUGCACUCCCUCGACUUCUCCACAGCUUUCUUGUAG